AGCUUUAUCAAAUAUAUUUUUUUCAGAAUUAGUUUCUCUGAUGAACUGAUUGGCUUGGGAUGCUGACAGUAGUUUACGAACAUGAAUCUAAAUUACUGAUCAACAUCUUUUGCUUCAAGUUCUUCGUUAUACGUCGAGUAAAUUUCUACUUUAUAUAUGAAAGUAAAAGUAAUAAAUAUCGUACAAGUAAACGAUAUUUUUACCGUAAACUUUGCGGCUCAUCCUUUGAUAUGAUCAGAGAAAAUUUAUAUCGCCGACUUAGAUAAAAGACAUGAUUCUCAGCAAGAUAUAAUAGCUUCUAGUAGUGAUUAUAACAUUUUUUUAUUUGUAGGCUUAUAUUAAAUUUCAAGUUAAAGAUGGCAAUUUAACAACAACAGGCAGAAUUACAAAUGGGAUGCAGAGGAAGUUUUUUAAUGAAAUACCUUUAGGAAGAAUUCUGUAUGAUAUACCAACACAAACAUUUGAAAUAAUGUAUUUAAUUACGCAUUUUCAUCAGCUUAUAAAAUUAUAUGGUAAACGUCAAUCAAAUGACAUAUAUUUUACGAAAUUAAAAAAAUAUUCCAUAGAAUGGGUUAAACAGUUUGGUGAUGUAUUUGGAGAUGCGUACAUUACACCAUACAUGCAUGUGCUAAGUGAUCACAUGCAUGAAUUUCAAGAACUGGAUGAAGAUGAUGAACUAUCCUGUUUUAAUCUUCAAGGUGCUGAAAAAUAUAAUGACUUAACGACGACGGACUACUUCAGAUCUACAAACAAACACCACAAUUCGACAGAACAGAUGAUUAGAAAAAAAUUCCAGCAAGCGCACAUAUUACUGAAUGAAGAAGAAACGACAGCAUUAUUUCGUGAUAUUAAUUUGAAGAAUUUGCCUAUUAAUUCCUUUUACGAUCAUGAAACUAUAUACGUCUUUUUACCAGCAUAG
Didymodactylos carnosus is the source of this 919-nucleotide messenger RNA. The record is from the annotation of a GenBank genome assembly. Lineage: Eukaryota; Metazoa; Rotifera; Eurotatoria; Philodinida; Philodinidae.